AUGAAGAUCUUCGUCAAGACAUUGAAGGGCACCCAUUUCGAGAUCGAAGUCAAGCCGGAAGACAGCGUGGCAGAUGUGAAAAAGAAAAUAGAAACGAUUCAAGGAUCAGAUGUCUACCCUGCUUCUCAGCAAAUGCUCAUCCAUCAGGGGAAAGUUCUAAAGGAUGAGACAACACUUGAGGAGAACAAAGUAGCUGAAAAAAGUUUCAUUGUCAUCAUGUUGAGCAAGAACAAGGCUUCAUCAAGUGCGGCUGCAACUGCAUCAACUGCACCUUUGAGUACGAACCAACCGGCAAGUAAUACUCCUCCACCAGCACAAUCUGUAACAGCAUCUCCGACUCCUGCAUCAACUUUGGCACCUCCACAAUCUACCCCUGAAUCUGUUCCUGCAGCUGCUCCAGCUCCUGCCCCUGCCCCUGCUUUCUCAGAGACAGAUGUUUACGAUCAAGCAGCAUCAAAUCUUGUUGCUGGAAGUAACUUAGAGACCACUGUUCAGCAAAUUCUUGAUAUGGGUGGAGGUAGUUGGGAUCGAGAUACAGUUGUAAGAGCUUUACGUGCUGCAUAUAACAAUCCAGAGAGAGCUGUUGAAUACCUCUAUUCUGGUAUACCUGAGCAAGCAGAAGUCCCUCCUCCUGUUGCUCAACCUCCUGCAGGUGGGCAGGCUGUGAAUCCUUCAACCCAGGCAACAGAGCCACUGGUGCCUUCGAGUGGACCCAAUGCCAAUCCUUUAGACCUUUUUCCACAGGGAAUGCCAAAUGUGGGUUCAAAUGCUACUGGUAACUUGGAUUUUCUUCGCAAUAGUCAACAGUUUCAAGCUCUGCGGGCCAUGGUGCAAGCCAAUCCUCAAAUCUUGCAGCCUAUGCUUCAAGAGCUGGGGAAGCAAAACCCACAAUUAGUGAGGUUGAUUCAAGAACAUCAGGCUGACUUUCUACGCCUAAUAAAUGAACCUGUUGAAGGGGAGGGGAACAUAUUAGGGCAGCUUGCUGAAGCAAUGCCGCAGACUGUGACUGUCACACCUGAAGAGCGGGAAGCAAUUGAACGUCUUGAAGCUAUGGGUUUUGAUCGAGCUUUGGUGUUGGAAGUAUUCUUCGCUUGCAACAAGAACGAGGAGCUGGCUGCAAACUAUCUAUUAGAUCAUAUGCACGAGUUUGACGAGUAA
This is a messenger RNA of Fraxinus pennsylvanica, 1158 nucleotides long. Lineage: Eukaryota; Viridiplantae; Streptophyta; Magnoliopsida; Lamiales; Oleaceae. The record is from the annotation of a GenBank genome assembly.